Molecule: messenger RNA, 1332 nt
Organism: Armigeres subalbatus
Lineage: Eukaryota; Metazoa; Arthropoda; Insecta; Diptera; Culicidae
Product: microfibril-associated glycoprotein 4-like
Exons: 2
Coding region: 78-1184 (368 amino acids)
Source: RefSeq, a predicted model, not a curated record
CUAUGGGACACAUAAAUAUCUCCAGCCAAGUUGUAGUCUAAGUCAGUUACCAACUUCAUUCUAAGCAGAACAGUACCAUGUCGCAAAAAUACUCAGCCAGAUUUAAAAUUUUAUGUCUAAUGUUGGGCCUUUUCCAUGGGCAGUCAGUGAUAUCUGGAGAAGAGACCACAGUGAAAUCCACGCUCACUACCCCAAGUAACAACGCAAAUAGUGAUCAUUUCGGAUAUGAAGUGCUUCUCACCAAAAUGGAUUAUAUCGAAUACAAGCUGAUGGAGCUCGAAUUCGAACUAAAGGAACAAAAUGAGCAGACCACGCGGAACCAAGCCCGACUGGAGAAAACGCACGAGGGGAUGUCAUGGAUGAUCACCAGAAUGGAGCAAGCAAUUGGUCAAAACUUCACAUCAGUAAUGGGACAAUCUUGGAGAAUUUUACAACAGCAAGUAAGCUGCUCCAAUCAUGAAAAUUUACGGAAUACGUUGUUCAAGCUAAAACCAGUCAAAGGACCGUCAGACAACGUGCGAAUGCUGUUCGAUUUACAACAAUUUAAGGCGAGGGGACCGUUUGAGUCGUGCAAGGCCGAGCCGAGUAAGACAUCGGGGAAAUAUUUGCUGCAGCCUUUCUCUGCCGAGGAACCAUUCGUUGGUUACUGUGAGCAAACAAAGUUCGGUGGCGGUUGGUUAGCCAUUCAACACCGGUUCGAUGGUUCCGUGGAGUUUUAUCGAAACUGGACGGAGUAUAAAAGCGGCUUCGGGGAACCUGAUAAGGAGUUCUGGAUAGGUCUCGAGCGGUUGCAUAAACUGACCAAAAACAAAAGCCAUCAUUUGUUGGUGGAGUUGGAGGAUUUCAAUGGGGAUUAUAAGUAUGCAAGAUAUGCCGGAUUUGAGAUCGGUGAUGAGUCGGAGAAGUACAGUUUGAAAACGCUGGGAGCUUACACUGGAACGGCGGGCGAUUCUUUAUCCUAUCACAAAGGAAUGAUGUUUACCACAUUGGAUAGGGAUAAUGACAAAAAUUCCGCAAACUGUGCCGAAGUUUGUACAGGAGCAUGGUGGUACAAUACGUGCCAUCAUAGCAAUCUAAAUGGGCGCUUCAUGACCGGAAAUGAUCAGAAAUCCAUCACUUGGUACCAUUUCAAAAGCGCACAUUAUGGACUGAAGUAUACGAGAAUGCUGAUUCGUGAAGUGUGAGGUGGUUAUGGUAGAAGAAAAUAUUGUAUAAUAAUUUGCUUCUGCAAGCUUAACUGUCCCAUAUAGAUUUGAAAUCUAUACCAGUUAUGCUUGCGAUAGCAGUAAUAGAGUGUUAGAAGAAUAUAAGCCCAAAUUAAUACAUUAAGCG